Messenger RNA from Daktulosphaira vitifoliae (grape phylloxera), 1898 nucleotides. It is a transcript of the gene hd, whose product is annotated as protein downstream neighbor of son homolog. The coding region runs from base 135 to 1817 and encodes 560 amino acids. Gene Ontology annotation, biological process: nuclear DNA replication. The transcript has 9 exons. Gene Ontology annotation, cellular component: nucleus. Lineage: Eukaryota; Metazoa; Arthropoda; Insecta; Hemiptera; Phylloxeridae. The record is from RefSeq and is a predicted model, not a curated record.
CCGUCAUUUGAUAAAAACUGGAAGAAUAAUGAAUUGAGUUGAGUUGAGAUUGUUAAUGCCAUGUGAACGAUUCUGAACCAUAACAUUUUCAUUGUUUAGUGUUCAUUUAUUCUCAACAGGGAUUCUAGAAUAAAAUGUUACAGUUAGACAAUAAUUCUACACCUCCAAAAUGGAAGCGUCCCGAAGAUGUCAUGAAAAUGCAUCGAAUUCGUAUGAAAAAACGAGCUUUACAGUCUCGCUUUUCAAAAUCGAUGGAUGCAACUUCUACCGUUGCAUUUACAGAUCAAACUGGCCAGCGAUCACCAGCCAAAAAUCCAUUCAGACGCAAGACACCAGUCAAAAAUAAUUCAGAAAAUUCUAGAAUUACGUUGAAAAGAUCCCAUUUUGAGUGUGAAGAUGACAAUGCUUGUUCUUCGAAUCUUUCUAAGAUUCUACGGGAAUGUGAAUCUAUUCCAACUACUUCCAAUUGUUCACAAUUUCAAACUUUAGAUGAAAGUGUAAUAUCUUUUGCAGAUGUAUUGCGUCAAACAACUAAACCAGUAGCUGUUAUUGAUGAUAUUAUAGAAGAAAUUACUGGAGAGCCUUAUUUACCAAUUGAUUGGACUUUGCGUACUAAAGUACGUUUUCUUUCUCCAAAUUCUUUUCCUUGGAGUCAAAAAAUUAAAACUUGUGAAGAAGCAUCAGCUACAACAGGAUUUGUAAGAUGCUUAGAUACAGAACAUAGUGAAAAUACUCUUGAUACUAGUCCAAACAGUCGUUUCCAUCAAUGUUGUAUGGCAUGGCAACACCCUUCAUUACCUUGGGUAGAUCUUAUCCAUAGAGGUCCUCGUACAGCCAUAAGAGAUUCUUCAAAUAAUUUUCCAUCAGUAAAUGCUAAUCCCAUAUUUAGAGAAUCUCUAUUUAAUCAUUGGAUUGACAGUUUUAGAUCAUUAUUUCAAUUAGUUAGAGCUAACCAGUGUCCCUUUUUCUAUGUUCUCGCUAAUGCUUUUACCUGUACUUUUCGAGCUUCUAGUAUUGGUGGAUUUGAAGAACUAAAUGCAUUAGUAUAUCCUACUACUCAAGGUCUCAGAGAUGUCUUAAGACGUGAAGACAUUGAAUUUACCAUGCCAUUAUUGGAAGAAGAUGAACAUGGUAAUGAACUUUAUAUUGGAAAGACUUCUGAAAUUAUUAAAUGUGGUGAUGAUGAAGAACCUGAAAGAUGGUUAGAAACAAUGGGAGCUGAAAAAUCUGAAAUAAAACGUUUACAAAGUUCUCAAAAUGAACUGGUUUCUGGACGUCAAAGAAAAAUUGAUCAAACUAAAGAAUCCUUAGUUUGUGUAACUGGUGUCGAGGCUCAAGCACUUUUUAAUUGGUUAAUUAAUUGUCGUUCUUCAAUCUCAAAUACAGGACCGCAUGCAGGUAUUCCACCAACACUUUUAGCUCCUGUCGCUUUUACUGGAGCGACAUUAACACCACUUAAAGUAAGACAAAGUACAGUUAAGGUUGAUGGUCAAAGCUAUAAUUCAAUAGAAGUAAAAGGACCUGUAAUGCCUGAUGCAGUACAUAAUUUUUGCAAUUUAUUAUCAAACUCAUUAAAAACAUUUACUGCUACAUUUGCUAAUUUAGAAAGCACAAAACCAUUUACUUUAGUUUCACAGUCAAGGAAAGAACUUACCACCAGUCAAAAAGUUGAAGAUAAUGCAAUUCAUUUAUUUGGUCAACAAAAUUUAAGUGAUUGUGGUCUUCGAGAAUCUGUACUAAAAAAAUUUUGUUCAGCUAAUACCAAAGCUUUUGAUAGCGUUAAGUAUACGAAAGAUGAUGGUUAUUUUAUUUCGUGAACUUUAAUUUUUAAUUUAUAAAAAUGACUUCAUGUACAUAUUUUAUGUGUAUAGCAAAAUUAUAAAUUUUACUAUCUUUUU